CUGCAAGUGUCGUUUCGGGGAACCUCAAUUUUAACAGCUUUUCGGUGUCAUACCUUGUGUACAGAGAUGGGACUCCUCUACUCUAGUCUCCAUGUUUUGGAGGUUCGUGUCCAGCUUCCAGCGGCAUUCACCAAUGGGUUUUCAUAUGAAAACUUAAGUCCCCUCACGCUAAGUUGAAUAAGGCCCGUCGCGCAAGGUACAUCGCCAUCUAUUGUCGAACUUCCAACCUUCAUUAUUAGGACCAGUUACUGGCACAUGUCCCCCAUUGGUGAUACAGUCAUAAGGAAAGGAAGGAAGGGGAAGGAUUUUCCAUUUGACAAUAAAAAAAAAGUUCAAAAAAUAAAUGUUACAGUGCUAACUUCAGGUAGGUGGCACAUGUUUCUUUUUGGGGAUACAGCCAUAAGGAAAGGAAGAAACAAGAAAGUCUGUGAAACUCAAACUGAAAGAAUUAUGCAAAGAAUUGGAAAUUGUACAGUAGUGCCUCUCUUGAGGACUGCAUCCAUUCAAAAUGCUUGUAGGAAUAUUCAACAUUCAUGUAAAAUUCUGAUCAUUGGUGGUGGAACAGGAGGUUGCACCAUGGCAGCAAAAUUUACAAAACAAUAUAAAGAACCUAAACAGGUUAUUGUUGUCGAGCCAAGUGAUAUUCAUUACUAUCAACCGCUAUUUACUUUGAUCGGAGGAGGUAUAAAAUUAUUCAAAUCAUCAAAUAGGCCUAUGGCACAGGUUCUUCCUCGCAAUGCUAAAUGGAUAAAAGAUAGUGUAAUUACCUUCCAGCCAGAAUCCAAUAAUAUAAUAACAAGCAAUGGUGACACUAUUCAAUAUGAAAUAAUGAUAGUUGCUAUGGGCUUACAACUUUACUGGGAUAAGAUUCCAGGAUUAAUAGAAGGUCUCAAAAAUCCUGAUUCUCAAAUUUGUUCAAUCUAUGGUCCUGAAAUGGUAACUGAAGUCUUUAAUAAGAUAAAGAAGGUCUCAAAUGGAACGGCAGUCUUUACUUUUCCUAACACACCAGUUAAAUGUCCUGGUGCACCUCAAAAAAUCGCUUAUAUUGCCGAAGAUUAUUGGCAACAGAAGAAGAUUCGAGAUAAAUUAAAAGUGGUAUAUAAUACAUCUUUACCAGACAUUUUUGGCGUAAAAAAAUAUGCUGAUUCUCUGUGGGCUGUAUGCAAGAAAAGGGGUAUUAUUGUGAACCUCCAGACAAAUCUUUUGAAAAUUGAUCCAGACAAUCGAGAAGCUAUUUUUCAGAACUUGAAGGACCCAGAUAAGACAUUUGUCCAAAAGUAUGCCUUGCUUCAUGUAACGCCUCCAAUGGGUCCACCUAGUAUUUUGAAAAAUCAUACAAAUUUGACGAACGCUGCUGGCUUUUUGCGUGUGGAUCCGAAAACUCUUCAACAUGAACAAUAUACAAAUAUAUUUGGCAUUGGCGAUUGUACCAAUACACCGAACUCAAAGACAAUGGCUGCGAUAUCAUCUCAAUCGAAAGUCGUAUAUAGAAAUGUAAUGGAUUACUUGGCUGGAAAAGAAAUACGUUCAGUUUACGAGGGUUAUGCAUCGUGUCCAUUAGUAACUGGGUAUGGAAAAUGUAUUUUGGCAGAAUUUGAUUACAAGUUACAGCCUUUGGAAACUUUCCCGUUUGAUCAGGGGAAAGAGUAUUACAUGAUGUAUUGGCUGAAGAAGACUUUCUUUCCUUUCUUGUAUUGGAACCUGAUGCUUAAAGGAAAUUGGGAUGGCCCUGAAGUUUUUCGAAAAUAUUUUAAUGUUUUUAAAAGGAAGAGCACUGAAUCUGUCAAUUAAAAAAUAUACUUCAAGAAAAUUGAGAAUAUGCUAUUGUAUGUACAUACACAGCCUGCUGCCUAUUUAACUCUUGAAAGGUGCAGCUUAUUUUUACUGUACUUGACCGGUACACUGACCCAAAAGGGGACACGAAUUUCAAAUGACAAUUGUGACAUUCCUAAUUAUCGUAGAAUAAUUUUUUUUUAAUUAAAACUUAGAGUUUCUACUUUUUAAACAUCUAAUCAAAUGUUUGAUUAUCUGAAUUUUUAGCGCAGAUAUUUUAAUUUAAAGUUGAAAAAGUGUUUUUUUCGUUUUUUUUCUUUAAUUUUUUAUAUCUCCACUUUUAUUACAGAUAUCGAGAUGAUCUUUGUACGAUUUUAAAGUUGAAACUGUGAAGUUUCAUGUAGUAUCGAUGAUGUUUGAUUUAUUACAAAUUAUUGAUUUUAUCCAUGAAGGUGAAGUUUGACUAUAGGAUAUAUUCAAGGGUAUAGUCGUAAAAGGAGUAAUUUGGGUGGCAUUUCAAUGAUGAAACUUUUUUAUGCUAAAAUACAAAAUUAAUAUAUUUAUUAAAAAUAAUUAAACAAAAUUACGCUGUGUAAUAUUUGCAUUCGACACACAACGAGCAACGAUGCCAGAAUAUUCUUCAGGAUCUGUCUCCCAGUCUGGACAAUAGUCGCUGUUGCAAUUAGCCAUUUACAAAAAUUAAAAUUAAAAAAAGUUCACCUAUCAAUUAUUUAUAAAUUUGGUUUAUAAACUGUCUUCUCUUAUACAAAUAAUUAAAAUAAACAUGUACUUACAUUUUAUCAAACUUA
Cephus cinctus (wheat stem sawfly) is the source of this 2582-nucleotide messenger RNA. It is a transcript of the gene Sqor, whose product is annotated as sulfide:quinone oxidoreductase, mitochondrial. The coding region runs from base 256 to 1791 and encodes 511 amino acids. Gene Ontology annotation, cellular component: mitochondrion. The transcript has 11 exons. The record is from RefSeq and is a predicted model, not a curated record. Gene Ontology annotation, molecular function: sulfide:quinone oxidoreductase activity; FAD binding. Lineage: Eukaryota; Metazoa; Arthropoda; Insecta; Hymenoptera; Cephidae.